AGGAGUGGCCUAGCACGCACCAUAACUUGUCGAUCAACUUUUGUCUAUCCUGUCUCUGUUACUCAUUAGUAAGCAGAUAGCCAUAGAAAGAGAGAGACAGAGACUUUUCAAAUUUCAAUCAUGAAUGUUGAAGAAGAAGUUGGGAAGCUUCAAGAGGAAAUCAAAAGGCUUGGUCAGAUCCAAGAAGAUGGAUCUUAUAAGGUCACCUUCGGUGUCCUAUUUAAUGAUGAUCGAUGUGCAAACAUAUUUGAAGCUCUUGUUGGAACAUUAAGAGCUGCAAAGAAGAGAAAGAUUUUAACAUAUGAUGGAGAGCUUCUUCUACAAGGUGUCCAUGACAAUACAGUUAUUACCAUGAAACCUUCUGCAACAGCUUCUUCGACUGAUGCAACAGAGAAGAGCUGAUGAACUCGUGUUUUAGACUUCCAAUUUCCGGCUGAGGAUGAGCCCUGCAAGCUGCAAUUAUUCUCGCAUUUGUAUGAUCUCUCUUUUUUCUCUUAAUAUGUAUUUUUGUGCUUUUGGAGAUAUCACCUCGGGCUUUCUGAAGGUUAUAUCAGAAAUCCACAUUAAUUUGUAUGUGGGUGUACUCUUAGACUGGCCUAAAUGUAAUUUCUUAAAGCUAUAUCUAUGCUAAUUCUCUAUAUAGUUCAAAUUUGUAA
This is a messenger RNA of Beta vulgaris subsp. vulgaris (sugar beet), 656 nucleotides long. Its product is annotated as costars family protein. The transcript has 2 exons. The record is from RefSeq and is a predicted model, not a curated record. Gene Ontology annotation, biological process: regulation of actin filament-based process. The coding region runs from base 121 to 402 and encodes 93 amino acids. Lineage: Eukaryota; Viridiplantae; Streptophyta; Magnoliopsida; Caryophyllales; Amaranthaceae.